AAUUUGUAAGGGUAACCCAUGCCUCCCAAAAAAAAAUUUCCCGACAUGCGAAAUCUCCUAAACCAUGGUCCAUGUAAACGCUUCAAGAUCGAUAAAAAUCCUUAGAUCACAAGGUGAAGAAGCCGACAAAUAUAAUGAGCGAAACAACGUCAUCACACCCAAACAUUACCCGUCUUCCAUUGUCCUUACCACAAAAAAAGCAACAAUGUGUUUCCCUUUCUUUCGCUCGUUCGAUUUAGGGCAAAACGAAAAAGCAAAAAUAAAACCAGAAAAGCUGGACCCAAACAAAAACGCAAAAACUCGUUCUUUGACUCAGCUCUCAACAAAAUCCCUUAAAAUUUAAAAAAAAAUAGAGAAAAACGAAAGAUCUCUCUCGCUCGCUGAUCUACCUUCAGGCUACAAUCACUGUUGCAGCUCCUCAAAUCAGGAUUUUGUUACUUACACUAUAGGCUGCUUCUCAACAACGAAUGUUUUUUUGCAUGACCUAUUGACACUUGUGCAAUGUCAGGGUUACUUAAUUCGUCUAUCAAUGGUUCAGCAUCUAAUCUUCCAGACAGUAGUGGGCGUUCUUUUGCUACAUCUUUCUCUGGUCAGUCUGGCGCGGCCUCCCCUGUUUUCCAUCACACUGGCACUAUUCAGGGCCUGCAUAAUAUUCAUGGUAGCUUUAAUGUUCCCAACAUGCCUGGUACGCUCACAUCAAGAAACACAACAUUAAGUAAUGUUCCAAGUGCUGGGGUUCAACAACCUUCUGGGAGCCUUUCUGGUGGAAGGUUUGCAUCAAAUAAUCUCCCUGUUGCUCUUUCUCAGUUAUCCCAUGGAAGCUCACAUGGACAUUCAGGGGUAACCAAUAGAGGAGGUAUUAGUGUUGUAGGAAACCCUGGAUUUAGUAGUAACACAAAUGGAGUUGGUGGUUCUAUACCUGGGAUUCUCCCAACCUCUGCUGCAAUUGGUAAUCGCAAUGCUGUUCCAGGAUUGGGAGUAUCCCAAAUUUUGGGAAAUGCAGGUCCUAGGAUGACGAGUUCUAUGGGAAACAUGGUUGGUGGGGGCAACAUUGGGAGGAGCAUAAGCUCCGGUGGAGGAUUAUCUGUUCCUGGUCUUGCCUCUCGUUUGAAUUUAAGUGCCAAUAGUGGAUCUGGAGGUUUAAGCUUGCAGGGACAGAAUCGGCUGAUGAAUGGUGUGCUUCCUCAAGGAUCUCCUCGGGUAAUUUCAAUGUUAGGCAAUUCUUAUCCUACUUCUGGGGGUCCACUUUCCCAGAGCCAUGUUCAAGCUGUGAACAAUCUUAGCUCUAUGGGAAUGUUGAAUGAUGUGAACUCAAAUGACAUUUCCCCUUUUGACAUAAAUAAUGAUUUCCCUCAGUUGACAAGUCGCCCUAAUUCUGCUGGAGGGCCUCAAGGACAACUGGGUUCAUUACGAAAACAAGGUCUUAGUCCAAUUGUUCAACAAAACCAAGAGUUCAGCAUUCAAAAUGAAGAUUUCCCUGCUUUACCAGGAUUUAAAGGCGGUAAUUCUGAUUAUGCAAUGGAUUUGCACCAGAAAGAACAACUUCAUGACAAUACUGUGUCAAUGAUGCAAUCUCAGCACUUCUCUAUGGGGAGAUCUGCAGGAUUUAACUUGGGUGGAUCCUAUUCAUCUCAUCGCCCACAGCAGCAACAGCAACAUGCUCCGUUAGCCAGUAGUAGCGGUGUCUCCUUUUCACCUGGAAACAACCAAGAUCUUCACCAUUUACAUGGCCCAGAUAUUUUCCCAUCAUCACAUUCGAGCUACCACUCGCAGACCAGCGGACCACCUGGGAUUGGGCUAAGAACUCUAAAUUCCUCAAAUACAGUUUCUGGUAUGGGUUAUGACCAGCUUAUCCAGCAAUAUCAGCAACACCAAAACCAGUCCCAGUUUCGUCUUCAACAGAUAUCAGCUGUCAAUCAGUCAUUUAGGGAACCAGGCAUGAAACCAAUGCAGGCUGCACAGUCUAAUCCAGACCCAUUUGGUUUACUUGGUUUGCAAAGUGUGCUAAAGAUGAGUGAUCCUGAUCUGACUUCCCUUGCUCUCGGAAUUGAUCUGACAACACUUGGGUUAAAUUUAAAUUCAUCGGAAAAUCUUUACAAGACUUUUGGUUCUCCGUGGUCUGAUGAACCAGCUAAGGGUGACCCAGAGUUCACUGUGCCACAAUGUUAUUAUGCGAAGCAACCACCCGCUUUACAUCAAGGUUAUUUUUCAAAGUUCACAGUGGACACAUUGUUCUAUAUAUUUUACAGCAUGCCAAAAGACGAAGCUCAAUUAUAUGCUGCAUAUGAACUUUAUAAUAGAGGCUGGUUUUACCACAAGGAGCACCGAUUGUGGUUCGUAAGAGUCCCCAAUUUGGAGCCACUAGUUAAGACAAGCACAUAUGAGAGAGGUUCUUAUCACUGUUUUGAUCCAAAUUCAUUUGAAACAAUCCGCAAGGACAAUUUUGUUGUCCAUUAUGAGUUGUUGGAAAAGAGACCAGCUUUACCUCAACCCUAACAGAAGCACCAAGCUUUAUCUGGUCUGAUUCAAUGGUGGCGGGGAAUAUGGUGUGUAUACGUGUUCUACUUUUUGGUUUUUAAUGUUCGGAUUGCUGAUUUCACUUCGCAAGAAGCCACGAUUUUGAGUUCCUGCCAGGGCCAAGGUCUCAUGCUUCUUGCAUAUAUUUGAAAAACAGAUUUCGAAGGCUUCUUGUUGUGGAAUGAUUCCAUCUUCGGUUCGCCCCUAACUACAAUGCCAAGUUGUUCUCUAUGCCGGACAAGUUGUGAGCUCUCAUUUGAAAGAUAUUGAUUGCAUUCAGAACUCGAAAUGAAGUGAUAUAUACAAAUAUUGAAACUUAAAACCUUGUUGGUUUACUACCACGAUUGAAUGGGGAUAUGGAAUUACUCAUGAUUUGGUGGAGCCGUCAAAUUAGGAGCAUGUGAUACAUAAACAUGUAGGCAAUGUAAGUUCUGACCGUGUUGUCGAAGCGGUGUCAUUUAAGCUCUUCCUCGUCAAUCAUUUGCAUGAUAGUUGGAUGAUGAUAAAUUCCAUCUGCAUCAGCACCCAUUGAUGUUUCUUCUAUGGUCGACAUUGCAUCAGGCUAUUCAUCGGCCAGGGGGUUUGAUGUAUGUAUGUGUGAAACACCAGGAUCAGUUGCAAAACAAUCUCCAUUUGACAUCGAUGAAGUAUGUUCAAUGGCCAGUGAUGGCCUAAUCAUUUUACCUGGAUCAGGGAUAGUUGAUGCUUCUGUGCUCUCGUGGAGGAAACAAUCCCACCCUGAGUCUCUCCAGUGGCAGUUCCUCUUUGAUCUCUGCCUAGCACCACUGCUGUCACUUGUCCUUGAGUGGAUAUAACUUUUCUGCUUUCGAACUCAGUAAACAAGGGCAGGGAAUAACAUGAGCCAAUGAUCAACAAAGAAAAACAAAAACAAAGAGUUGGGAAAGAUGAAAGUAGGGGUGGAAAUUCAGUUAAGGUAAAUUCGAAAUGCAUAAUAAAAAGCUAAAUAUCUUCUAGCAGGAAAACAGCUGUCUCACCCAAUGAACAGCAAAAUUCAUUCAGAAAUUUCUGGCAAAAUAUCAAAUAAACUUUGCUUAAAAUGAAAAUUAUAGCAAAAGAAUUGUAUAACUUUACUCACAUCACCAGUUGCAGAAGAUAUAAGUACUAAAAGGUAAAUUAUUCAUUUAAAAAAAUCAAUAGAUAAGCUGCAAAAAUACUUUGUUUUCCCUAUCAUCGCAAUACUGAGGUAGUAAUAUCAAGUUUAAGAGAAAAAUGUCAGCAAAUUAUGAUUUGAUCAUUGUAAAGUGGGGGAAAAAGGAAAACCCAAUAAUCCAACAUUUAUCAAUGCUAAAUGUGUAAUGGUUGAGUCAUGCGUAGUUAGAAGUCCACUCAUAUUUGGCCUGUUUCCAAAUGCAUUUUUUCUGAGUUGACACCAAAAUUCUCGGUUUCUGCUGUCAGCCGACGCAAAAAAACAAUCAUGUACGUUUCUAUAUUCAGCAACCCAAU
Molecule: messenger RNA, 3981 nt
Organism: Durio zibethinus
Lineage: Eukaryota; Viridiplantae; Streptophyta; Magnoliopsida; Malvales; Malvaceae
Product: putative NOT transcription complex subunit VIP2
Biological process (GO): regulation of DNA-templated transcription
Cellular component (GO): CCR4-NOT core complex
Source: RefSeq, a predicted model, not a curated record